Puccinia triticina is the source of this 1623-nucleotide messenger RNA. RefSeq lists its product as uncharacterized. NCBI's taxonomy places the organism in Eukaryota, Fungi, Basidiomycota, Pucciniomycetes, Pucciniales, Pucciniaceae. The coding region runs from base 1 to 1623 and encodes 540 amino acids. The record is from RefSeq and is a predicted model, not a curated record. The transcript has 2 exons.
AUGCUGCUGUUCCGCACGCCCGGCUGUCCUGGGCCUCCCUCUUCGGCCGGCUGCCUGCAAACUAAGCCGCCCCCUCUUUUCGGAUUUUCUGUCCUUGAUAAGGCGCGAUGGGAACAGCCCACACCCCCAAGUGCAGACACCUCCAGCCUGCAAAACAAAAAACCCUCUAUUAGCAAACAGAGUUCAAGCUCGGACAACAGAGCAGCCCACCCUCCUCCGCUUGGCCCUCCCCUGCAUCCGUCUACCAGGUGCCAGCAGCUCCAGCCAACAAUGUAUCCAUCCCCCGUGCCUGCGUUCCACCGGGACCGGUUCUCGAUCUUCUCGCACUCGCUGGGCGACCAUUCGGCGCACCGGCUGCCCUACAAGCUGACCGCCGCGGCCUUCGCCGGCUUCCCGGCCGUCGAGGUCUCGCUCAUCGACCUGGAGGACCAUGCGGCAAAGAAGGCCUGUGGGCUCGUCGAGGCCGCCCACGAGAUCGGCGAGCUCUGUCGGGCCCUCGGCCUCCGCGUCACCUGCAUCCAGCCCCUGCGGGACGUGGUCGAGUCCCGCAGGCCCGCCGCCGACGGCGCCAGUAAGGCCAUCUCCCUCUUCCCCGUCAUGGACGCCCUCAACACCGAGCUGCUCCUCGUCUGCUCCUCCUCCCUGCCCGCCGACCAGCUCGACCCCUCCACACAAACCGCCGUCGACCAUCUCAGGGCUAUCGGAGUCGCCGCCGCUAACUGGACGCCCAGCCCUAAGAAGGUCGCCUUCGAAGCCCUCUCCUGGGGCACUCACAUCAACCUGUGGCGCCAGGCGUGGGACAUCGUCCAGGCUGUCGACAUGGAAAACGUCGGGAUUUGUCUGGACUCCUUUAACACCCUGGCUCGUGAGUGGGCCGACCCAACGGUCCCGGGAGGCAUCCAAGCGAAUGCGGAGACCGACCUGCGCAAGUCGAUGAGUGAGCUGAGCCAACUGCCGGGCACGAAGAUCUUCCUCCUGCAGAUCGGGGACGGGGCUCGACUAGCGACGCCGCUGGAGCGCGGGACGGCGGAGAAGCCGGCGCUGAUGACCUGGUCGCGCUCCUCGCGGCUGUUCCCGAUGGAGUUCGACCGGGGCGGGUAUCUGCCCGUGCCGGCGUUCAUCGAGGCCGUCGUCCGGACCGGCUACUCCGGGCCCUGGAGCCUCGAGAUCUUCAACAGCUCCCUGCGUGCACGCGCGGAUCCCACCCCGAUCACCCACGCCCUCCGCGGCUUCCUCGGCCUCUCCAAGCUCGUCAAAUCCAUCUUCACCCCCCACCACCACCACCACCAUCAUCACAAUCCGAUCGACGAGCACGUCCCCGCCGAAACCCUUCACAGCCCAUCCUCCCUCCACCUCAUCUCCACCAUCCGUCCCUACGCCCAGUUCAAGCCCGCCUUCCACAGACCCAAUCUCAGCUUCUGCGCCAGCGACGCCAGCUCGCUCGAGCUCAACCAGCCCUGCUCGCCCCCCGCUACCUCCGAGCCCGACCACUUCGCCCACACCACGGCUAUCAGCUCGAGCCCCGGCAAACUCUGCUACAAUGACGAGCACGUGCCCGACUGUCAGACCGUCGACUCCCAUCCACAGAUCUCUGCCUCCACUCGCCCGCUUCAUCUGUGUUGA